Microtus oregoni (creeping vole) is the source of this 1769-nucleotide messenger RNA. Its product is annotated as T-cell-specific guanine nucleotide triphosphate-binding protein 2-like. The record is from RefSeq and is a predicted model, not a curated record. Gene Ontology annotation, molecular function: GTPase activity; GTP binding. The coding region runs from base 290 to 1534 and encodes 414 amino acids. Gene Ontology annotation, biological process: defense response; cellular response to interferon-beta. NCBI's taxonomy places the organism in Eukaryota, Metazoa, Chordata, Mammalia, Rodentia, Cricetidae. Gene Ontology annotation, cellular component: endoplasmic reticulum membrane. The transcript has 4 exons.
GUACACAGCAAGGUUCUCCCUAGGACUCAAACUCCAGCACUCAACGCUUUUUUUCCUGAGUCUGAAUUCCAGUUCUAGAUCAUUCUGAGGGAACUGUCCUUGCUGCAGUGCACAACAGACCUCUCCUAAGAGGAGAGCUUUCCCAGAGGCUCAGAUCAAGGUCACCACUGCUGAGGAAGCAUUUGGUGGGCUUUGAAGACUCUGAGACAUGGGAUGGUCAACAGGGGUCAGGUGAACUUGGAUGUCUAAGACUCAAAAGGGGGUCUGACCUCCCUGGGUGAGUAGCUCCAUGGCUUGGGCCUCCAGCUUUGAUGCAUUCUUUAAGAAUUUUAAGAGGGAAAGCCAAAUCCUCUCUGAAGAAAACAUCAUCUUGAUUAAAUCCUACACUGAGACAAACAACCUCCAGAAAGCCCUUUCUGUAAUCCACAAUGCACUGAGAGACAUCGAGAAUGCCCCCCUGAACAUCGCUGUGACAGGGGAGACAGGGACAGGGAAGUCCACAUUCAUCAAUGCCCUGAGAGGGGUGGGGCAGGAAGACAUAGGUGCAGCCCCCACCGGGGUGACAGAGACAACCUGGGAAAGAAUUCCGUACCUGCACCCAAAGCUUCCCCAGGUGACACUAUGGGACCUGCCUGGUAUUGGAUCCACUUCCUUCCCACCAGAAAACUACCUAACAGAAAUGAAGUUUGGUCAAUAUGACUUCUUCAUUAUCAUCUCGGCUACUCGCUUCAAAGAAAAUGAUGCCCAGCUAGCCAAAGCCAUCACUAAGAUGAAGAUGAAUUUCUACUUUGUCCGAACCAAGAUAGAUAUUGACGUAGAUAAUGAACAGAAGAGUAAACCUAAGACUUUCAAUAAGGAGAAAGUCCUGAUGAAAAUCCGAGGUGACUGUUCAAGGCAUCUCCAGAAGGCUCUCUCCAGUGAGCCUCGAAUUUUCUUAGUCUCUAACUUUGAUGUGUCCGACUUUGACUUCCCAGAGCUGCAGACCACCCUACUGAGCGAGCUCCCAGCCCACAAGCGCCAUGUCUUCAUGCUGUCUUUGAACAGUGUUACUGAGGAAAUCAUUAACCUCAAGAGAGAUUCCCUGAAGCAGAAAGUCUUCCUAGAAGCCCUGAAAGCUGGAGUACUUGCCACCAUUCCACUUGGUGGCAUGAUCAUGGACGACAUAGAGAACCUGGAUGAAACUUUCGAUCUCUACAAGUCCUACUUUGGCCUGGAUGAUGCCUCACUGAGAAACAUUGCCAAGAAAUUUAACAUACCUGUCAACACACUCAAGGCACGCCUUCGGUUUCCCCAUUUGUUCACACAGAUGAACAAUGAGUCCUUAGAGGACAAACUGCGGAAAUAUAUCCAUCACAUUUCCUCAGUUACUGGUGGUCCAGUUGCUGCUGGCAUUUAUUUCAAAAAGUCUUACUAUUUGCAGAAUCUCUUUAUUGAUGCUGCAGCAAAUGAUGCCAUAGCUCUUCUCAACAAGGAAGAUCUUUUAGAAAACAAGGUGGGACCAUAUAUAUCUAAGCCUCCCGAUUACUGGGAAUGAUGGGAAAAUGAGGCAAAACUUCCAAUCAAUGUUUACUUUUGGCCUUGCUUUGGACAGUGAAACAUAAUCUACACCUGAGAAACAAACCUUGUCUGAGGGGCACCAGGGGGCUCCUCCUUUUCCUCUUCUGGAGCCAGAAGAUCACUGUGGCAAGUGUUCAAAUGUGCUGGAGUAGCAGAGCCAUCAGCAACAUUGUACAAAUGCCUGAGGAAACCUCCUUUCCAUUAAAAUGGUG